This is a messenger RNA of Cannabis sativa, 1329 nucleotides long. RefSeq names its product protein DOG1-like 3. The transcript is spliced from 4 exons. The record is from RefSeq and is a predicted model, not a curated record. Gene Ontology annotation, molecular function: sequence-specific DNA binding. Gene Ontology annotation, biological process: DNA-templated transcription. The coding region runs from base 219 to 1079 and encodes 286 amino acids. NCBI's taxonomy places the organism in Eukaryota, Viridiplantae, Streptophyta, Magnoliopsida, Rosales, Cannabaceae.
AGCCCACGUCCUGACGUUUACCGAAAUGACCACAUUGACCUUACCGUUUAACUUGUAUACUAACUCGACAACGUUUAUUUCUGACAUAAUUCUUUUCCACUAACACAAGCUGAUCAAUUUUCCCGGCUUCGAAGGAAGACGACGGGAAAAUCAUUAAAGAAUGCCUUCAACUUCAAAUUCAAAGCUGCCAUAGCAAGGAACCAAAAAGAAUCAGUACAAUGAAGCACUUUGAAGAGAAUGACUAUGGACAAAGAAAAGAAGAUGGGUUGAAGUUAAGUACAGAGGAAGAUGGUGAUGAUGAGAGUGAUUGCUUAGUAGAGAUACUCGACUGUAUUAACCUGUACAAGAGAGAUCCAACCAAACAAGAGGUCUCUUGGGAGAAGUAUGGUCAAUGGAGGCAAGAGCAAAAGAGCAGAGCUGCAAGACUAGAAAAGCAGUUAAAGGCAAGGUGGGAACUUGAGGAACUUAUAGAUGAGCAACUCAAUAGCUUCCAUUCCCAUUACAACCGAGCCAUGGUCCCGAAUCGACUCAAGGACAUCUCCCAAAUCCUCAUGCCCAAAUGGGCUCCAACAUAUGAACUGGCUGCUAUGUCAUGGCUAGGAGAUUGGAGACCCUCUUCCAUUUUAGACCUUGUACUUGUUCUUGUCCGUUCAUCAACAUCUUUACAACCAUCAUCAUCGUCUCCAUCACCAUCAGCAACCUCAUUCUGUGGUUCUGAUUCUCCUGGUGCUGAAAAACUCUUGUCACAACUCAUUAAUGACAUUCGAAUUGAAGAGACCAUAAUCGAUGAAGAGAUGGCUGAGAUUCAAGCCACUUGUAUUCUUCACCUUCCCUUUGGUCCAAUGAACAUUAAACCAGGUGGUGAUGGUAGUGCCUUGACUUGUGUUCAAUCUGUGUUCAAGAAUAUUGAACGUGUUAUCAUCAAAGCCCAAAAACUCAGGUUCAAGGCAUUAGAGUUGGUACUAAAGAAGGUAUUGAGUCCCAUUGAUGCAGCUGAGUUCUUAGUAGCAUUUGAGGAAAUUCAAGAUAUGAUUCACCAGUUUGCACUGAACCAUAGGCUGCCUCUCAAGGCCUCUUGAUCAUGAGACCAAGCCAAAGUCAUCUCUUACCUAAUUGAAUUAUCAGAAAUCUAGAAGAAGGAACAACAUUGUGUUGUUCUAAUAGUUAUGUGAUAAAAAAAGGGUAUUUUUUGUAACUGAUUUAUGAUGUUUUCCUUAAAAAAAAAGUGAAAUCUGUUCUUUGGAUUGUAAUGAAUAUCACAUUAUCUAGUGAUUAAUUCUUUGCUAAUAUUAUUAGAUGGAAAUAGUCAAGUGCAUACAAUUUUACCGU